AUUACUCAUACUUUAUCACGUGACAUUUGGCGAGAACGUAUCAAAACAAAUAUGGCGCUGUCACCGAGUUGUCUGUCUACCGGCCCAUGUGAGGAUAGUUUGGACAGGUGUACAUGGCCAUGUGACAGAUGUUUUUGAGAUUUCACUGGGGUCAAAUUGUCUAUUGAUGACACUUCUGACUACAUGCUGCAGGUUUGCCUUCUAUCACAUUGACCCAGGUAAAUACUCAAUCUGUUGAAAUGGCCAACCUAGAUUCAUGUAAAGGUGUUGACUCUCAAAGUGAUUCAUUGGACAAACAACCUUCAAAAUCGAAAAAGAGUUCUAAUGGAAGGAGGGUUCUGCAAAGAUCUGAUGAAAUUGACCAAGAUGUUUUACAGGAUGACAAGCGUUACGGCAGUGUCCCAGACCUGGUCACCAUGGCCAGUUCACAGCAACACACACCAACAAAAUUAUAUCUUUCCAAGAGUAAUGAUGACAAACUGCCAGACCUGGUCAGUCCCGUUAAUUCCCCAAGUGAUUACUUCAGAGGGAAUGAUAACUCUAAGGAAGUAGCAGUUCAAGACAGUAGAGAGAAAAGUGGUAUAUUAAAAAGGACGCCUUCCUCACAAGCUCCUGAAUUUCAACAAGUUCCUUAUUACAGGAAUGUUAGUUUUCAAGAAACAGAAAAUCAGAGGGAUGAUAUUCCUAAUGAAGACGAAGUAAAAACCCGCCGUCGAAGCUAUAAAGAUUCAGGGUAUGGGUCAGAUGGGAGUAAGAACAACUCCAUGGGCUCACAAACUCAGGAGGGAGAUGUAUUUGAUGUAGAAGAACAUACAUUGAAGGUUCUCCAAGAAAAGAUGAACUCCAACACAAAUGGUGAAGUUUUACCAAACAUUGGUAAAGUUUUACCAAACAUUGGUAAAGUUUUACCGAACCUUAGUAUCAUGUCAUCAGUGACACCCACCAAUUCAUUACCCUCUCCCUCUAGUGUGGAGAGUGGCUCUACUGUCUCGGGAGACACCACAAAGCACAACUCUGAAGGUGAAAAUAUUUCACAGAAACAGUCAUCUUGCACCCCACCUACAAAUUUUUCACCAAAAGAAGGGUCAAAUAUGCCAUGCCUGUCUAUGUUUGGUGAUGAGGAAAGUGAGGAGAGUAUCGCUGGCAAUAUUCCACUUGUAAGUAUGUUAUACUGUACACAAUCUAGAGAUGACCUGAAGCCCUCAAUGAACUAUGUCAACAAGAAUGGUAGCAUGCCAAGCAAUGUGAGUGCUAGCACAGGCAAUGACAGUAGUGUGUGCCUCCCCAGUGACAUCUCGGGCAUGUCUGAUCCCAGCUUUCAAACCCCAUCCUACCGCCACGUUUAUAAACAUUAUUUGAGUGAUGGUCAGCCCAUCUCCAACAACAUGGAGUCGCAGGCACCCAGGACUAGUGAGGAAGCAGACACACUUCCAAUAUCUCCAUUAAGUAUGCUCUUACAGAUGAUACAAAAUGAUGGGUCACUUUUAGAGAGGUGUAUGGAGGACCCCUCUGACUUUCUGAAGAUGCUUGAUUUUUAUAAGCAAUCAAGUACACCCUCACCAUACCAACUGAACCAAGAAAGGCCACACCAACAUUAUGAGGUGAUAUCUGCCAGUGAUUUGGAGUAUAUUUCCCGGUGCCGGGAUAGUUCCUGCUCUGACCCCAAAUGUAACAAGUUGCGUGAAGCUGUAUUAGGCCUGACUCAGGCAUUGGCUAGCCGCUGGUCACUGGAGUGUAAUACGACCAUCCACCAGGUUGGUCAGGCCCUGUACCAUCAUGCCAAGGGAUGUGGUCACCACCUAUAUAAGUGUGACGUACACAUGUGUCACCUUCUACGCAGUUUUACUGAUGGUAUUGAGGAAGUGUCCCAAUUCCUGCAUUGCAACAGUUUGCCGUCGCUCAAUCUUGGCCAAAAGUUUACUGGAUAUCUAGCCAAGGGAGGGUUUAUAAAGCUUACCCCCCCUGGCGCCGCUAACGCUGUGCCUAAUCCUGACCUCAUCCUCAUCACCACCUUUGGCAGCUUUGGUAACGUGGCCCUGUUCACUGAGGAGGAAACUCAAACGGACAGCAAAGACCGGAUAUUGAAGCGUAUUUUUAAGAAAGACAGGGGAAAGGAUAACUUGGUGGAAGUGUACAGGAAGCUUAGUUGUGAAGGGCACCAUCACAUCACUCCCCACAUGUGGGUCCACGACACUGCUGACUACCUGUAUGUGUGUACAGAAUUCAUCUGUGGUGGCACACUGGAAGAGUAUCGAGACUUACACAUUUUUCUGCAACCAGACGAAGCUACAUUUAUAAUGCAGCAAUUACUCAACGCUCUGACAUUCCUUCAUGAAAAACAGAUCAUUUACCUGUACUGGACAGCAUCAAAUAUGCUGUUUAAGGAUACAAGUCGUAGGCAGGUGUACCUGUCUAACCUUUCCAUGUCGGUCAUCAAAACCACCAGUGUCGAUGUCAAAUUCCACAAGUCUUCACUUCCAGCCUGCAUUGUACCUCCUGAGAUUGUGACCUGUGACUGUGACCUUGCCCUAGAUGAGAGGUCAGACGUGUGGGGUGCUGGUUGUCUGUAUGCAGAGAUGUUGACUGGAAAGCAGAUGUGGCAAGACUUAAGACAUUCCAGUAGGGAGGCUGUAUUUAAGGAGAUGGCGAAUGGUGUGAGCAAAAUGCUGUGCGCGACUAAAGACACUGUACCACCCCAUCUGAGAAGUCUGCUGACGGACCACUGCUGGCAGCACAAUGUAGAAGACAGGAUAACAGUGGCAGCUCUCCAGGAAAAACUUGCUCAUCUUAAUCAGUCUACAGUCUCAACUUUGUCUUCUCCAUAAUAACUCAUACUGACCAGUUCUAGUGUUUGACAUACCCUCAGUUACUUCUGCGCAUGAGAGACAUCUGCAGAACACAGCUUGAACAUAUGAAGCCAUCCGAAGAAAAUGUGCCAUAAUAACUUGAUCAAAAUGUUUUUUUAAAUACUUAUAUCUAUUGUUCUUAAGUGCUUUUAGAUAAAUUGCAAUUAUAUGUUGUCUGAAUUGAUAUGUGUAUUUAACUGAUGUUAAUAUUAUAGUAUAAAUGGCAUUUAUAUUUUAUCAUGUUGAUGGUUCCCUGUCUUACUACAACAUGGAAUGCUUUUGUAAAUCAACGCAUUUAGCUGUAUACUGCAUGUCCAGUAUGGAUCUGUUAUAGAACUAAUGUCCAGAUAAUUAGUAGUGUUUGAUUGUACCGGUCAAAUCUAGUAUCUGGGCUCAAGUGUCACGAUCGCUAAACCUUUUUUCUAGUGCUUAAGAUCUCAUAAUCUUAUGAAAAUCUCACACUUUUAUGCACUUCUUGAAAAUCGUGAUUCAAUAUCUAGUCACCAGAAAUUCGGGCAAUGUGAGAGGCAACGAAGACAAUGAUAAUGGGCUAGUUAUCCCAUGUCAGUCACUAUACCUGCUGGUCGAUCAGGCAUAUGAGGGACUUGCUACCUGGACACUAACGAUAAAUAAGUGCCAGGGCAAGAGUAAGACAAUUAAACUUACCUGUCACUGUCAGCUGUUGAGGUAAUACACAACAUCCUCGUGUUAUAGACUAACACCCGAUACUGUCAAUAACUGUCACAAUCAUUUAUUCUUGUUAAUUAGAAACAUUAGGUAUAGGCCUAUAUUCACACUGCCAACAUAUGUUGAAUAAAUAAUAUUAUGGUUUAUAAUUAACAUUAAACGUUAAAAAAAAAUCAAACAUACCCACUUUUUUAUCAAUCAAAAUAAUUUGGGUGCAUUUCAAAUGUCAAAAUUGUUAAAAUUGCACAAGCAAUCACACUUUUGAAAGAUAGGUGUGUCUUUUAAUCAGUCUAGGUGCAAAAUCUUGACACAAUUUCUGAAAAGUUAUGCAAAGAUGGUGUCAAAAUAUUUGAUUUUUGGAGUGCUUAUCCAACAAAUUUGUCUUCAGGUCAGGGUGAAAAAGGUAUGCUUGUUACAUGAUGAUGUUUUAUUGAUCGACUCCUGAGUAUUUUAACAUGCUGUCUUAUUCAACAUAAUGAUGGAAUCCCAUUUUUGUCAUGAAAACUACCUUAAACCUGUGUCUUCCGACAAUAUCUCAAAUGAUGGGAACCCAUUUCUUGCAUGAAUAUUACCAAAUAACACGUAUUCUGACAUGCUGUCUUAUCUGACCAGCAUGUGCUGUACCACAGGAUGUCAGAUUGGACAGGUUCCACUGUAUAUUGAAAUCUUAUCUGAGACUGUCCCAUAAUUAUGUGGUAUAGAAAUAUGUUGUAGUGUUCAGAGAAAUAUUGUCUGUUGCACAUUUACUGGUUAAUGACUUUUGACUCAUAUCCUGAUUAUGUGGCAAAGAUAUGCGUUGUGUUGUACAGAGAAAUGUCUGUCACAUAGUUAUACGACUCGUACCUUGAUUAUGUGGUAGAGAUAUAUGUACAGAGAAAUAUUUCUAUUACCUGGGUAUAUAAUGAUGACUUUUGACUCUUACCUUGAUUAUGUGGUAGAGAUAUAUGUACAGAGAAAUAUUGUCUAUUACCUGGGUAUUAUGAUUAUGUGGUAGAGAUAUAUGUACAGAGAAAUAUUGUCUAUUACCUGGGUAUAAAACAGAGAAAUAUUGUCUGUUAUGUAAUUAUGUGAUAUUAUAAUGUACAUACAUAUGG
Messenger RNA from Mizuhopecten yessoensis (Yesso scallop), 4627 nucleotides. RefSeq lists its product as uncharacterized. The transcript is spliced from 13 exons. Bases 240 to 2825 code for a protein of 861 amino acids. Gene Ontology annotation, cellular component: autophagosome; cytoplasm. Gene Ontology annotation, biological process: autophagosome organization; peptidyl-serine phosphorylation; autophagy. Gene Ontology annotation, molecular function: protein serine/threonine kinase activity; ATP binding. The record is from RefSeq and is a predicted model, not a curated record. NCBI's taxonomy places the organism in Eukaryota, Metazoa, Mollusca, Bivalvia, Pectinida, Pectinidae.